Messenger RNA from Suillus discolor, 4761 nucleotides. Its product is annotated as phospholipase D. NCBI's taxonomy places the organism in Eukaryota, Fungi, Basidiomycota, Agaricomycetes, Boletales, Suillaceae. The annotation marks the transcript as partial. Gene Ontology annotation, molecular function: phosphatidylinositol binding; D-type glycerophospholipase activity. The transcript is spliced from 27 exons. The record is from RefSeq and is a predicted model, not a curated record. Gene Ontology annotation, biological process: phosphatidic acid biosynthetic process; cell motility; intracellular signal transduction.
UCACCUCCCGGGUCUCCACUCAGGACACCGAGGACUGCCCUCCCUGAUACACCAUCAAGCCGUACAGGACCACCACGCUCCUUAUCAUUCACCUUCUCCCACCGCUCAUCAUCUAUCUCACGUCAAAUUCUUGGCAAUAGCCAGCAGGAAUACAGUGAUAUCUUUGAAAAUGAUUUAGAUCGUGGCAAAACCUCGUUUCAAAUUAAUUCAAGUUCGUCAAGCUUUCGCGGUGCGCUUGAGAUUAGCCCUUCUCUGGGAAAAGCGACCACAGAUAAGAAGGGGAAAGCAAGAGAAAGCAGAGUUUUGGAUCAAUUCCAUGAUUCACCAUUAGAGGACAGGUCGAAUUCGAUGUUCCCAGAACAUUCUAACACAAUAAUUGAAGAGGAAGAAGAGAAGACAGAGAGGAAACCCAUGUCUCGCCAUAAAACAAUAGGACCUGUUCGCAAGCCCACAGAUCCUCCCCCUUUGGAUCUCCAGCGUUCUCAAUCUCACCCUCCCCAAAUAGAACACAAGAAGCCAGGAACAUCCGCAAAAUGGAACAAAUUACGUAGUCUCCUACCUUCUGUCAUUCGUGCUGGGCAACCUGGCAUUCUUGCACCACACUCCGUGGUCACCUCACACGAGGUGAAUAUCACGGAUGAACUCAUUACGGGCGGUUUGUCCACAUUGAUGCUGCGUUUGUGGUUUGAACACGACGAGAAGGGGCAUCGGCGCAUCCCUAUCCUCCUCCAUCGUCUGCGCAUACGGAUUAGUGACAGUCUACAUCCCAUGCAAGCGCAUAAAGCUGUGUUUCGUAUCGAGUGUGAAUAUGCCAACGGCGCAGUGCGUUGGGUGGUCUACAGGCAGCUUCGUGAUUUCCUUUCCCUGCAUGCCCAUUACGCUGUAUCCAAUGCGUUCAAAAGUCGAAAGGAUGUAUUGCCAGAGUUUCCUCGAACUAGUCUUCCUUACUUUAAAUUUUUGAAGAAGGAAUCCAGCGGGCGUCACGUCAAACAAACUGAUUUUGCUCGUUUGCAACGAGAAGCGCUAGAGGACUAUUUGCUUAAGCUUAUACGCGCUGUUAUGUUUCACCCAACUGCAAACCGACUUGCAUGCUUCCUUGAGAUAAGCGCAUCAUUCAUCACUCUUGCUCAGUUUGGUGGCGCACAACUUAAAGCUGGAUUCCUGCGCAUUGACACAGAAGGUAAUGGCCCCGGGUUUGGGCGAAAAUCAGCACGGUGGCGAGAGCGGAAGAUGUCUCGGUGGUGUGCCGUUCGUGAGAGUUAUAUCGUGGCCAUGGUAAUCUGGGACGUCUUCCUCUUCGAUUCGGAAUUCAAGAUCAUUCGGCCCACGCGAUACUAUCGUAAGGGUCUGCACCUCUUGCACGCAGAACCGGAGGACCGUGAAUUUCUUGUUGGCCUCAACAAGACGCAGCAGCAGCCGCACCCACAGACUCAAAUAGUGUACCCACAGGCCGAGGCUGAAUGUCUCUCUGCGAUAGAUAGUAUCAGAAGUCGCCUUUCGCGGGUCCUUCGAAUUGCCAAUAGGUCAUCGCCAAAUAUUACAGCCACCACGGAUGGUGAGGUACCGAUCAAUCGGGAUAAUACCACGGUAACGGGGCACACGAGGACAGAGUCAGUCAGUUCUGGCAGCUCCGCAGUAUCAUCUCGUCCUGCGACACCGAUGUUAGAUCCGUCUACGCACGUGAAUCCUUUGACGAGCAGUGGUCCCGCCGAGGGUAGGGAGACAGAAGGGGAGACAAACGAACAAGAUAAGAGGAAGAAGAAAAAACGGUCGGAUGAUGUCUCAAAGCAUACGUUUUAUGUCCAGAAUUCGCAAAUGCGGCUGAAGUUAUGGGCAAGAAAUGAGCGUCAAAUGUUGCAAUGGAUUACUGCCCUAGAAAAAGCCGCUGCUGCGACCCCAUUCAUCGCAAAAAAUCGCUUUGACAGCUUUGCUCCAGUGCGAUUGAACGUCGCUGCUCAGUGGCUUGUUGAUGGGCGCGACUACAUGUGGAAUUUGUCCCGGGCUAUCCUCAUGGCACAAGCGACCAUCUAUAUUCACGACUGGUGGCUAUCCCCUGAGCUGCAACUGAGGCGUCCUAAUAAACCCAAGUAUCGCUUGGAUCAUCUGCUUGAAAGAAAGGCCAAAGAAGGCGUCAAGAUCCACAUAAUUCUAUACCAGGAAGUUUCGAAUCGAACUACCCCCACAGAUAGCAAUUAUGCGAAGCAACGCCUCAUGUCGCUACACCCAAACAUUAUGGUUCAACGUUCACCUUCACACUUCCAAACUGGUACAUUCUACUGGGCACACCACGAGAAGCUUUGCGUUAUUGAUGAGACUAUAGCAUUCAUGGGAGGAAUUGACCUAUGUUUCGGAAGAUGGGAUACGCCACAGCACGUCAUCGUCGAUGACCCGGAGCUAUCGGCAGACAAGACCGAAAUCUGGCCAGGCAAAGACUACAGUAACCCGCGGGUUCUUGAUUUUCAUGCGCUAAAUAAACCCUUUGAGGACAUGUAUGACAGGGCGAAGGUGGCCCGGAUGCCUUGGCAUGAUGUAGGUUUGCAAGUCGUAGGUCAGCCUGCUCGCGAUCUCGCUCGACACUUUGUUGAAAGAUGGAAUUAUUUGCUUCGGCUGAAGAACCAUUCCCGAACCAUGCCUUUCCUGCUACCUCCGCCCGAGUUCAAACCUGAAGAGCUCGCUGCAAUGGGUCUGACAGGCACAUGCGAGAUGCAAAUCUGCAGAUCAGCCGGCCCUUGGUCGCUCGGUACUUCCAAUCGAAUUGAGCAUUCAAUUCAAAAUGCAUACCUAAAAGCCAUCGAGAUGUCGGAACACUUCGUGUACAUUGAGAAUCAAUUCUUCAUAACCUCGACCGUCGUGAAUGAUGUCAAGGUUGAGAACCGGAUUGGCGAUGCGUUGGUCGAUCGGAUCAUCCGCGCACAUCGUGAGGGCACUCCGUGGAAAUGUUGCAUCGUCAUUCCCCUCCUCCCUGGCUUCCCCUUUUCUAUUGAUCACAGCGACGCUAGCGCAAUUCGAAUCAUUGUCGAGUGUCAAAACCGCACUAUCUGCCGUGGGCCCAAUUCGAUAUUUACUCGACUUCGUAAAGAGGGUAUAGAGCCUGAAGAUUAUAUCUCUGUUUUUUCACUGAGAAACUGGGCUAAAAUGCGGAACGGUGUAUUGACUACUGAGAUAUUAUAUAUUCAUGGCAAGGUUUGUAUUGUGGAUGAUCGUCUGGCAAUUAUUGGCAGUGCAAACAUCAAUGAGCGUUCUCAACGUGGCGAUCGAGAUUCCGAAAUUGCUGCAGUCAUCCGAGACACUGACCUAAUUGACGGCACGAUGGCAGGAAAACCCUUCAAGGUCGGGCGAUUUGCACACACCUUGCGAAUGCGGUUGAUGCGAGAGCAUGUUGGUGUGGAUGUUGACGCCAUGAUUGAUUAUGAGCCUACGCCCCAAGAAGAAAUCGAGCCUGAUCAUGAACAAGAAUGGGACCUAGAAUUGGAGCAAGAGCGUGGUGAUCGCAAUGUUACUCAAGUCAAGCACAUGACUCCCAUGUCUAAUAUGCUCCGCAGUGCAGGCGAAGGUAUCAAACAAAGUUCGUCUGACAACGAAGCUGCUUGGAAUGCUUUCCACCAUCUCAAGAAACCUAUUGGGAAGGUGGAACUUUACAAACCAAACAAUCCGGAGCAAGAUGCAUCUCUGGAGGAGCGUAUGGCGUACAUUUGUGAAGGCAACGAGGAACCAGGACUCCCUAGCGUAAUAGUCCCAACUGUAGGAGAGGCAGUUGUUCAAGACCGCCUGCCUCCAGGUUCACAGGCUGAGCAUCCUCCUUUGAAAGAUAAGCUCGAACAUCAACUGGGCGGAAACUCUGACCCCGACGAGAAGCGCACAGCUAAUGGGAAAGCAAACGGGCCUCCGGCGCUUGCGUUAAAGAAUCCACAGACCGGUGACGAACCACUCCAUCUGGAGUCGGGAGCCAAUGACCCGGACGCGCUUGAGAAGACUUCUCUGGGAACUAAGACCCUACCCAGGAAGCAUCUCACUAGCAAAGUCGGCAAUAAAGCGUGGACUGUAUCGAUUCCCGCUCCCCAUGUAGAUCCAGAAGGUUUCGAGGACCCGAUAUCUGAUGCAUUUUGGAAGAAUGUCUGGAUUGCUUGUGCUACGUAUAACACCGACAUUUAUCGCAAAGUUUUCCAUGCUAUCCCCGACGACCACAUUACGACGUGGAAGCAUUACAAAGAAUUUGUUAUUCACCACGAACGCUUCUCUAAGCUGGCAACGAGUAGCCAUUCGUCCUACCCAGCAUCACGAAUACCCUCAGAGACAACGCACGAAGACGGACCAUAUCAAAAGGAAGGUUUGGCGGAUGCCGCUCAGGAGAGCCGCGAAACCUUUUGCACCAACGAUGGAAGUGACGGCGCCCCCUCCAGAGGAUCUCAGCUCCUUGACAAGGACACUCGUAGCCGAAAACCUGCGAAUGGGAUAGAGCCCUUUACCAAGCAGGAACGGGAUGAAAUGGAAGAGCUGUUGAAAAAUGUCCGUGGACACCUUGUUGUGUAUCCCAGCCGAUUCUUGGAAGGAGAGGACAUGGCAGGGAACUUUAUGUUCAAUGCAGACAGGAUGCUACCUCUCCCGAUCUAUAACUGAACUUUCUCCGCACCAUCAGUUUCACGACCCAUUUCGCAUAAAGAAUCGACAAUGUAUAUGUAUUACGCGCACUCCUAACAUUUGCUUUCGAGGUUUUGCCAUUUAUUUUUUCUUUUAAGCUGUUUCCAUGUCGAAGACCAUCUU